This is a messenger RNA of Tetrahymena thermophila SB210, 204 nucleotides long. RefSeq lists its product as hypothetical. Lineage: Eukaryota; Ciliophora; Oligohymenophorea; Hymenostomatida; Tetrahymenidae. The record is from RefSeq and is a predicted model, not a curated record. The transcript has 2 exons.
AUGUUCAAAAGGUUUUUAUUUUUACAACCAACAUCUUGCAUUUUUAUUACACACUUUUCAUAGCUUGGCAGACUUGAAAAGAUUAAAUACAAAAGUAAAAUGAAAAAAAAUUAAAUAAAAAUUGAGAAUUCCCUCAACAAUGAUAUAGACUAGUUUAUUCUUUUAAAUCUUAAUAUCGCUUUGAUAAAUAUCGUGGAAACAUGA